Messenger RNA from Mercenaria mercenaria, 2496 nucleotides. RefSeq lists its product as uncharacterized. Gene Ontology annotation, cellular component: chromatin; nucleoplasm. The coding region runs from base 68 to 2044 and encodes 658 amino acids. Gene Ontology annotation, molecular function: zinc ion binding; ubiquitin-protein transferase activity. The transcript has a single exon. Gene Ontology annotation, biological process: positive regulation of DNA-templated transcription. The record is from RefSeq and is a predicted model, not a curated record. NCBI's taxonomy places the organism in Eukaryota, Metazoa, Mollusca, Bivalvia, Venerida, Veneridae.
UCAGAAAUUAGAUAUUCACUGUUACUGCAAUGAUUUACAGAUACCUUUAGUUAGAAUAAAAUAUUAGAUGCUUACAAAAGAAAUGGCAUGUGCAUCCCUUGGAAAUGAUGAAGACCCCAAUGGUCUUCAAGCAGACUUUGAUUCAUCAAUUCAAAUGUCGGAUGAGGUAAAGGAAAUGUUCUGUGAGGAUUGUGAAAAAGAAUUAGGAACUUUUGUUAAAGCUGAUGGCUUUUGUGUAAACUGUGUGGAGUACUUGUGUGCAACAUGUAUCAGAUAUCACAAGAAACAUCUUUCACAACACACCCUGCUGGACAGUUCUAAUAUGCCACAAGAUUUCUGUUUCGACAAGUGCCAAAAACAUCCAAAAGAGAUAAUAAAGUUUUAUUGUGAAUCAUGUAAGACAACGGCUUGUCCUAAAUGUAAAACUGAAAAUCAUAACAAUUGUUCUGAAGUUUGUCAUAUUCCUUCAAUUGUCAAAUCUGACAAAAUGACUGAUGAAAUAAGACAAUUAUCUCUCUCAAUUGAUGAAACUCUAGAAGAACUUGGUGCAAAAAGAGAUAGGGUAGAAUCAAAUCUGACAAAAGUUAACACAAACAAAAAAGAUACUAGCACUUCAAUCCAGAAGCACAAAGCCACACUGAAAAGACAAGUUCAAGACCAACAUAAACAUAUUCUAGAUGAUCUGAGCGUAAGACAAACAAAUGAAACUAAAGCGUAUGAACAAAAAAGAGCUGAAGUCAUUGCAAGCUUAGAUAAAGAAAAGGCUGAUCUACUAGAAAGACUUAAUAAUGAAGAGAGACAAAUGAGAAAACAGCUUCAAACCAACCAGGAUGAUGUAUUUAAAAAAAUAAAUAAAAGUGAGGAAGAUCUAGAAAAACAAUCAGAACACAUGAACCAAACAGAUACUCACAAACUUCAACGUAUACUGCACAGAACUGAUAAAGCUGAAACAGAAGUGAAGAAAAUGAAAACAUCCAUAGACAGAAAAAAGAAGGCAGGAGAAAAAUGUGAACUAUUUGUUGCUAUGAAAAACAUGAAGUCUGACUUAGAAAAAGUUAAGUCAGAUAUGCAGGCCACCAAAAACGACACAGAAAUACAGAACUAUGAGUUUCUGACAGAAAAAGACGAAAUCUAUUUCAUGUCCACUGAAUGUGAAAUUAGGUUUGGCCGACUUCUAGACAAAUCAGAAUUAAAGAGAAAAUUAAUGUAUGAAAGCAUUAUCAAAUCAAAUGCUUGCAAAAAUGAAGAGAACAGAAGUAUAACUGGAUUGUGUAAAGUAUCGGAUCAGCUUGUAGUUGCUGAUGAUAAAAAUGCAUCAAUAAAACUUAUCAAUUUAAAGCAGGACAUUCUAACAUCCUCAAUACAACUGGAAAGCAAACCAUUUGAUGUGACCUGUGUGGAUAUAGAAAAAGUGGCUACUACACUGCCGGGAGCUAGAAAGAUUCAGUUUCUGUGCUUUACACAGACUGGCAAGCUUUCAUUGGCCAAUGAGAUUGAUAUGGGGAAAAAAUGUUAUGGCUUAGAGUACUUUAAACCAAAUCUAGUAGUAGCCUGUCAAGAUCCUGGUUGUGUACAAAUUGUGAGCACUAGAGGAGAUCCAAUAAAAACAUUAACAGGAUUUCAUGAGCCUAGAUAUAUAAAAGUUAACCAGAGCAGUGAAAUCUUUUAUGUAGAAGACAUAGUAACUGAUACAAACAGUGGGACUAGGAAACUGACAGUUAAGAAAACAAGCAGCAAAGGAAAGAUAAUCACAGUCAGUGAAAGCUUUGCUAACAGAGGAAGUGGUUUAGCUGUUGACCAUUUUGGGUCUGUUUAUAUAGCAGGUAAAUUGCAUGCAUUUUUGUUUAUGCUCCCUUAUUUUUCAUCAGCCAGGAAAUAUCCAUUAAUUCAGUUUUCAGCAAAUCUCAAGACUAUAGAAAAAUUAGACACAGAAGAAACACAUGUAUAUUCUGGUAGAAUAUCAUGUCUUUUUUACUGCAAUAAGGAAAACAAGCUCUAUGCUGGAACUACAAAGGGUGAAAUAUUAGUAUACCAAGUAGCAUAGAUACAAGUAACAGAAAUACCUGAAGCACUCAAUCAUAAACAUUAACAAUGCUUCCACUAAUUUACUGUAUUAAUAUUUAAACAAAAUAAAAGACUGUUCAAUAUGUUCACUAUGUACCAGCAUUAAUUUUAUAGUUUAACAUACAUGUAUGAUAGAUAACUAUGGUUGUGAAAUUCGACUUGUUUUACUAUAACUGGUCAAUGGUAUAUAUUCAACUAAGAACAGUCAUGCAGUUAUGCAGCAAUGUUAAAAACCCCACACCCAUUUGUCACAAACAGCAAGGAGAAGCAUUAACUUCACACAACCAACAAGAACAAAAACAGAUUGAGUGUAUAAUAUGAAGCAUCCCAAAAUUAGCAACUGAUAAACCUGACAUGUUUGCCCUUGGGUUUAUAGCGUAUUUCUUUACUGUGAAAUUUACAUUCCAUGCAUUUUGUCUGAAGAAAAAAAAU